UGAUGUUAGGAGUAGUGGCUUAACAGCGGAUAGCUUAACAUCGCCUCCAAGCUACCAAGUUUUGAGAUGAAUAGACACCCCACUCAGAGAAAUGUCAACGGCAAAAAAGUUGUAAAAGAAACUCGGACAAAGUAAUAUCGGGAGAGCAUUGUCCGAACGUCGAAUGGUGGGUUACUACAUUUGAAACAUUGUCACCCACGCCUUCGCACGAAAUGAUUCACUAACGAGUGCAAUCGCCAAUUCCGAGAUAUAUAAUGGAGCUUCCGGAUUUGGCAGAGUCCCUAUACGCGCCUGGAAUUCAAGAAUAAAUUCUGGAAGGACUUUUGCGAAUGCCUGCCGUGUGAGUCCCACUGUGAGUCACUAGAGAGAGGAGGAUUCCACCUGUGCUUCUUGCGAACCAUCGAUCGAGGUCCUUCCCCGAAAACUCCGCCUUGGUAUCGAUUCGGUCGCCAAGUUCCGCCAAAGGUAUCGCCAGUGUGAGAAGUUUCGACGACGUGAGAAGUCCGCGUGCAUGCAGUGGCGUUAAGGCCAUGCGUGGGGCCUGGUCGGCUCUGCUCAUGUUCCUUGCGACGACGGCCGCAGCGCAUCUGGAACCGGAGGCGCAAGAGGCCUUACAUAUCCUGAAACAGAGGAUUCUGUCAGAUUUGGGAAUGAAGAGACUACCGGACAUUCGGGCUGUGAAUAUUUCCUCUGCCCAAGUCCAGCGCAUGACGCGAAGGUAUUUCAACAACGUGCGGAGAAGUGAACAGGAACUUCUAACAUACCGUCAUAAAGGUUAUGAAAGGGACAGCUACCUCUUAUUUAAACCAGAAAUGGAGCUUCUUUCCAGUUUGCAAUGGGCAAGGCUACGGUUUCCAAAUUCAUCAGUGGUGGACGUUUCGGUAGCGGUUAAGCGAUGGAGGGAAGACUCAAGCGAGUUUUUAAUGCUAGCCUGUGGUGAACCGAGGUGUCGGAAGGCCAGACUGGAACUUCUGGUUAGAAAGGCACGAACAAAAAGAGCGGCAUGCAACAAAGAAUGUUGUAAGCGAUCCCUCAAAAUAUCAUUCAAAGAAAUCGGAUGGGACUGGAUAGUACAGCCAGUUGAAUUUGAAGCAUUCUACUGCAAAGGUCGGUGUCGUGACGUUUCAGAUGGCUUUGCAAGUACACAUGCUCUAAUGCAGAGCAUCCUCAAUUAUAAAGGACGCAAAGUAUCGAGACCAUGUUGUGCUCCCCGGAAAUUACGACCUCUUGAUUUGUUACAUUAUAAUGACAAGACUCCACCAGAGUUGGUUGUUACUCGUCAGAAAGGGAUGAUCGUCAAGGAAUGCGCUUGCGCUUAAUCCUGGAACAACCACAGACUCAAAACCUCAGGGUAAAAACUUAUUUUUCCUUUCACUGACUUUGUGUUGGAUGCAUCCUUAGUGGUCCGAGAUUGACCGUACUUUGCACGAAGCAAGGAAGACUAUUUGGAUGAGGAUAGGAAAGCGGGAUAUAUACUCAGGAGUCACGUAAAAACUAUUGUUCGUUUUAUAUUUUAAAUUAUUUUAGUUACGAGUCAAUGUGUGUGUGAAAUGAAAUCUGUACAGCUUGUUGAAUUCUUUUCCUCACAACUUGUCAUGUGUACAAUUUUGUAAUUUCUAAUAAUCUGGAAAUUGUUAAUAUUGUUUGUGAAUAAAAGUAAUACAAAUUAUUAAUAGUAAACGUUUUAAAGCAAAAUAGAAACUUUUAUGAAGUUCUAAAUGCUUUUUUAGAAAUUGGAGAUGAAAACUGAAGGAGUAAUUUUUUAUUAUUAUCAUUAUUUAUUUAAUUACUUUUAUUCAAGAGUAAUCCCAAGGUUUUUUUUCAAAUUAUUAUUAAGCAUUUAAAAAUUAUUUUAGUUUCAAGUCAAUGUAUGUGUGAAAUGGAAUCUGUACAACUUGUUAAAUUCUUUCCUGUCAACUUGUUAUGUGUACAAUUUUGUAAUUUCUAAUAAUCUGGAAAUUGUUAAUAUAUGUUUGUGAAUAAAAGUAAUAAAAAUAAUUAAAAUAAACGUUUUAAAACGAAA
Messenger RNA from Stegodyphus dumicola, 2023 nucleotides. RefSeq lists its product as uncharacterized. Gene Ontology annotation, cellular component: extracellular region. The record is from RefSeq and is a predicted model, not a curated record. Gene Ontology annotation, molecular function: cytokine activity; growth factor activity. Lineage: Eukaryota; Metazoa; Arthropoda; Arachnida; Araneae; Eresidae.